AUCACAUUUGAGGCAAAGCCCCAAACAACCGUGACAGCGCGACAACACCAUCAGUCUUUGGGCCGUACAAAUUCACUUGUGCUCUCAAGAGGUAUCCUUUUGCCAAUUCUGAUUGUUUUCUUUCUCUUUGGCAAGUUAUAAUCGUCCAAAACGCCUUGAUUCAUCCCAGAGUUUAGAGCAUUCAAUUUAUCGAGCAACGCUCAUAUAUCCAGGGUUAGGGUUAGGGUCCUCCUGGUGGGCCACCAUGGCCCCCAAAAACAUGCAUACCGACGUGGCUCAAGGGAACGGCAUCGUGUAUGACGGUGUAGCCCGAGGAAAUGACGUUGAACAUGGCGGCACGACUGGAGCAGCCUUGUUCCAAGGCCUCAAGUUCUGGAUCACCAUCCGUGUACCCAUGCGAAAGGAGCUGGUGCGAAUGGUCGAGGACAACGGGGGCGAAGUCGUGAAGCUUGAAAAGCAAGCCGACAUCUUGAUCGCGGAUCAUGCGAGGAAGGAUGUGCCCAGCGGAUCCCUCUCGUGGCGCUUCAUCGAGCAGUCUGUCAGGAAUGGCAGGCUUGAGAACAUAGACAGUCACGCCAUCAAGCCUGCGACCUCGGCUCGCCGUUUUGCUGGAUCCUCUGACACGAACGGGUCCGCUCGGCCGCCUAGGGGUGUUCGGACCCCGUUCACGGGAGAAGACGACGACAUGUUGAUGAAGUUCGUCGCACGUCAGGAAGGAAUGAGGGCACCUGUCGGCGGCAACAAGAUCUAUCAAGAUUUUGCAUCCGAGCACCCGCAUCAUUCCUGGCAGUCUUGGAGAGACCGGUGGCUCAAGAAGCUGAAGUUUCUCCCCCGCCCUGAAAUUAAUGACGAGAAUCCAGACGACGACCAAGACGACGGCGAAAACGUACCUGAGGACGAGGCGCAGGGAGCGUCUCGCGCCCUGACGGCCAACCGGAAGCCUCCCCCCAAUGCUAUCACUAUUAAGACUGGUAGAACCGGGGCUAAGGUCAACUUUAGCAAGGAAGAUGACGAGCUCCUGGCGAACCACGUCAAGGAAGAUAUACGACCUCGGCGACAUCGAGUCACCGAUCCCUGGGCCUUUCGUCACCAAGCGCCCUCGGAGGAAGAUGACGAUGAAGAUGAAAAUCUAAUGUCUCUGGCUAGUGGUUCUGAUGAUGAGGCCGAGGGGCCGCGCAGAGGCCCUACGCCGGUCCUCGACCUUCAGAAAUUACAGGAGAGCAACCGGAGGCAUGAGAGGAGCGAUCGCGUGUUUAUGGCAAUAAGGACAAUCCAACGAUAUUGGAGAGCUUACAUAUCCCGUCGGGCGCUCUCCAGCGAGAUCUGUAGGCUCUCCAUCACAGCCCUUCAAGCCGCUGCUAAGGGCGCAUUAACCCGUAUUGCCCUCAAGCAUGAUGAAGAUGAUAACGACGGCACUGGUCCCGAAGAGCAGACCCCGAGCAGGUAUCCAACUAGGGGAGAAACAACUGAACGGACAGGGAGCCAACUCUUUUACAGUGAUUUGUCGGACUUCAUCGAAGUCACAAACCAGAAGAUUACCUUCUGGCCAACGGUGCAGGCGCGAGUUCUGAACUUGUGGGAGCUUUGGCACGCUGUCACGGUCCAAGAACAUCCUCCCGAUAUGAGGAACUGGGAGGACAUUGCCGAGUCCCUGGACUUCGACUGGAUCUCGUAUCCAUGGGUGACUACGGAAUUGAAGCAUUGCUUUGAAUCGAACCUCGGGGCAUUUGAGCGAGCCCUUAAUGGGUUUGACGCGGAUGACGCGGAUGACGCGGAUGAAGCGGCUGAAGCGGGGCACGCGGAUGAUGACGACCCGGAGCUUGUUGGCGACGCAGUUGGCGACGCAGAGUUCGGAGAAGGGGCGCCAACGUAUGUGCCUGCAACAUCGCUAGAAGGGCAUCGUGAUGGGCCUUCCGGCACGGUGGAAUCCGCAUUUGCGUCAUCUCCGCCGCGGCUCCAUGGCUAUGGCUCGAAACGGGGUUUUGAGACACAUCUGGAAGCAGAGUCACACCCGACAAGCUCUCCAAGGAAACGAACCAAGUAUGACAGUGACGGCGAAAUCCCAUCGACACCAAAUGAGAAGUCGGGCACCUCAUACCUUCAGCCGAGGAACAACCCUGGGAUCUCCCCUGAUGGAAUCUCCCCGAACCAAGCAAAUCUCGCACGCGUGAACGGUCUGAUCGAGGCAUUGAUGGAAGAGCUGCCCACGCUGCAAGAGUUGACAGCUCCCCGUCAGACACCGACCCAGCCGGAGCCUUUCUCCCCCGCCACCCUUAUAAGCAGGACAACCCCCUCGCGGCAGUCACGACCUCAACCACGUCUCGUUGAUCCAAUACCGCUCUCUUUCCCAGACAGGAUCACUAGGACUUCGGCUCCCGAGCCGCGAGAUGGUGCGAAUGACGCUACGAAAGCCGGCCGAACAACGGCAGCCCAAAGGGCCUCGCUCCCAACCCAGUAUCACCCCGAUCGGGCUGCGGCUAUCAGGCGAUCCAGCAGAGCCGCUAAUACCACUCCUGCCCGGCGGUCUAUGCCACCCUCUUCUCUUGGCCCAGCCUGGCGUGACGUUUCCCCGGCUGCCCGAUCAAGCUUUUCCCCCCCCCGAACAAGCGCCUCAGCUCGGCUUCGGUUGAUUUCUAGACCGCAGGAGCCUGCAGGGCCACCGACCGGCCCGGUACACCCGAAUGCCCCCAGCCCACACAAUACCCCCGACUCGCGUUCCAGCCUCCUAGCCUCCAUCGACCGGUUCAUGUCGAUGGGCUACCCGAAAGACAUUGUGAUCCAGGGCCUGAAGGCGACCAGCAUGGCCCCGGGCGAGGCCGGGGUGGUGAUGGAGAGCCUGAUGGCGGGGCAGGGCAUACCCAGCCGCCACGAGGGUGUCUGGACGAGCCGCGACGACGAGGGGCUGGGCAUGGUGGACAACACGGACCUGGCGAAGCACACGCGCGACCCGCACGAGGUCGACAAGAAGCGCCGGGCGCUCAGGGAGCUGAAGCGGCUGAGGCAUAAGCAUGGACAGAGGAGGGUGGAGGAGAGGCUGGACUUCUUGAGGGCUUGGAAUGCUGGGUGAAUGUGAGGGUGUGAGAAGAGAUCAGCGCGGGGUUUUGGUGCUGGACGUGGAGGCGUUUCUUAAGCAUUAGCGAGUUCAUCAGCGAGUUCAUCAGCGAGUUCUUGCAAGCCAAGCAGGUGCUUGUCAGCUACUACUGCCUAAUAUCAUUCAACUCAUUUUAUCCUCCCUUGAUCACCCCCCUUCCAUCUCCCCGGCCCCAACCAACUAGUUUCGUGGGCAGGUACCUAUUUCCUCGUGAUCCACCAGCACAUACCCACUCCGGAUCGAACCCGCAACAUCGUCAUCCCCUUCCCAUCCGCCGUUCCCAUGGCCUACACCGCCAGCUUCGGACUCCGACUCCGAUUCUUCCGCAAUAGUGCCGUCCGCCGCCGCCGCCGCCGCCGCCCCGACCUCUACCCACGGCCCC
Molecule: messenger RNA, 3473 nt
Organism: Phialemonium atrogriseum
Lineage: Eukaryota; Fungi; Ascomycota; Sordariomycetes; Cephalothecales; Cephalothecaceae
Product: TRF2-interacting telomeric protein/Rap1 C terminal domain-containing protein
Exons: 3
Coding region: 245-3067 (940 amino acids)
Biological process (GO): telomere maintenance via telomere lengthening; regulation of DNA-templated transcription
Cellular component (GO): shelterin complex
Molecular function (GO): telomeric repeat DNA binding
Source: RefSeq, a predicted model, not a curated record